Messenger RNA from Procambarus clarkii (red swamp crayfish), 2083 nucleotides. Lineage: Eukaryota; Metazoa; Arthropoda; Malacostraca; Decapoda; Cambaridae. The record is from RefSeq and is a predicted model, not a curated record.
GGAGGACAGUGCCGGGUCGUGGGUCAGGAGCUGGUGACCUCCUGGAGGACAGUGCCGGGUCGUGGGUCAGGAGCUGGUGACCACCCGGAGGAGAGUGCCGGGUCGUGGGUCAGGAGCAGGGCACCAUGCGCCCAGGAGAGGUGUCUGGGUGUGUGGCGGUGGGCCGGGGUGCCCUAGUCCUUGUACAGCACCUCCUGGGCGGUGCCAAGUAACCUGCUUCUGCAUCACUGCCACAAUCACCAACAGGAACAUGGUCUGCAGGAACAAGUGAAUACGGGAGCAGAAAGUUGCUUUAAGCCUGAAAGGGGAAAGUGUAUUCAGGAGGACAAAGUGUUUUCAGGAAGAAAAAGAGGAAGUGUCUUCGGGAAGAAAAGAAAGAAGUGUCAGUACGGGGCGGAAAUAUGAACCCUGCCUGCCACAUAGGUCUUGUGAGGGCUUCGUGCCAGGCGCUACACACCCGCCACCAGCUGCUUCCACUAACCUGGUAGCCCAUACUCCUGGUAGCCCACACUCCUGGUAGCACACACUCCUGGUAGCCCACUCUCCAGGUAGCCCACACUCCUGGUAGCCCACCUACCUGAAGUCUCAUCUUCCACUCUGGUCUCAGCGCCCAUCCAGGUCACACAACAACAUAGAUACUCGAUCGAUCUGAGCGCCGUCACUCACCAGAGGACAAUACUACUACUUGCUCAUCCACCUCUGCUCCUUACACUACCUGCGCCUCCAUCUCAGAGAUGCUGAGUCUUGCCACGGUAUUGCUUCUCACUUCAGCGUUCACACAGCUUUACCAACAUGAAGAACCUCUCUAAACUCAUUUUUGUAGCAUUCUCAUCAAGCAUAUAUUCCGCUUUUCCUGUGCCAGCAGCAACAAUAAUAUCAAACACAAUCUAGCGCAUGAUAUUUAGCAAGUUGUUAUUGUCAAAAGAACAAUAUUAAAUCACAAGAGGAACCACUUUCCAAAUAGCCACAAAUAGAAGUCACUAGAUAAGGACAAACCGAAAGGUUGAUAUCACUAUGCAACAAUAUUGAUCAACUCGUUAAGUAACACACACGUGAACAGGUAACGGAAGCCAUCCUGGCUCACCCGGGCCGUCUCCUGCAGGACUCUGUGCUCGGUCACACAGCAUCUGGCUCUCUCUCUCUCAACGACCACUGCCCAAGAAACAUCCACGUCUCUGGCAAGGCUUGUGAUUACUCCACGGUCCCAACAUCGCCCGUCAAGACAUCCACGGUCCCAACAUCGCCCGUCAAGACAUCCACGGUCCCAACAUCGCCCGUCAAGACAUCCACGCCCUCAAGAGUGCCUAAAAAGACAUCAAUGGUUCCUGUAGCCCCCACGGAGACGUUGAUGCUUUUGCCAGCGGUUCUGACGACUUCUGAGUCACCACUGACACCCUCCGAGACGUCGACAUCAUUCUCAGCGCUCAGUUCCUGCAGCCAGCGGCCACAGCAGCAGCAGCAGGAGCAGCGGAAGGAGGAGCAGCAGCAGCAGCAGGCACCGCUGGCGUCCCCUACUCCUUCCGUGCAAGCGGGCGGCGUCCACAGCGUCACCAAUAUGUCUCGUCUAGCCAGCAUCCGCCUCACCUCCACAGACAGCGACUCCACCUCCCUCAGCGGCUACAGGAACUCUACUACCACCUCUCAGGACUACAUCGACUCGGAUGUGACAAUGUCCCCGCUGAGUCCCAAAAGCCCCUUCAGUCCCAAGAGUCCCAAAAGUCCUUUCAGUCCCAAGAGUCCGUGUAGUCCCCUCAGCCCCAGGUCCCCGCGAGGGUCCAGGCCGUGUUCACCAUCUCCGCUGGCAAGCCCGGUGAGAGCGGGUAACCUGGCCUACCUGGCCUCCAGGCGCUCCUCCAGGGACAGCGAGGCGGGGGACCUCGCGCCGCUCAACUACGCCAGGUUCAAGCAGCGACGGAGGUCAAACUUCCUCGAGCUCCCCAAUAAUGAUAUUGAUAUAAUGGAUAAAAUUUCCCACACAAGGAAGAGAUAUAGAAACUCAAGGAAAAUCCGAAUUCGAAACAGCACAAAGAAGCGGAUGGAGGGCUCCUUCCAGGGAGGCCCUCGUUUGCAGAAAUGCUACUAA